Messenger RNA from Closterium sp. Naga37s-1, 3342 nucleotides. Lineage: Eukaryota; Viridiplantae; Streptophyta; Zygnematophyceae; Desmidiales; Closteriaceae. The record is from the annotation of a GenBank genome assembly.
AUGGCGUCUCUCUGGGUCGGCCUCGUUGUCGGCGUCCCCACGUGGUACCUCGCGGCCACCUUAGUGGAGGUAGGCAUGGCAUGGUGGCAAGGUCUCCUAACGGUCCUAGCGGGCAAUCUCCUCGUGCUCAUCCCCAUGCUGCUCAACGGUCAUCCCGGCUGCAAGUACGGCGUGCCCUUCCCCGUCCUCGCGCGCGCAGCCUUCGGCGUCAAAGGCGCCAACCUCCCGUCGCUGCUCCGCGGACUCGUCGCCUGCGGCUGGUUCGGUAUCCAGACCUGGAUCGGAGGUUCGGCGAUCCUCCAGCUCGUCAUGCACUUGCCAGCGGCGCAGGGGGCUGCUGGGGCUGCGGCGCUGGCGGCGGCGCCGAACCUGCCGGGGUGGUUCGGCGGGGUGACGUUUGCGGAGUUGGGGUGCUUCCUGGUGUUUUGGGCGGGGCAGCUGGGGAUUGUGUGGCGCGGGAUCGAGUCCAUUCGCCAUCUCGAGUCUGCCAGCGCUCCCGUGCUGUUGCUCCUGUGUGCAUGUCUGCUGGCGUGGGCGUACUCCAGGGCGGGCGGUCUGGGGCCCAUGCUCAGCGCACCCUCGCUCUUUGCGCCGGGAGGACCCAAGCACGGGCAGUUCUGGAAAACGUUUUUCCCUGCCCUGACAGCGAACGUUGGGUUCUGGGCGACACUGAGCCUCAAUAUCCCAGACUUCACGCGCUAUUCUCGCUCGCAGGCCUCGCAAGCCAUAGGGCAGGCGCUGGGCCUACCUGUCACCAUGGUGGCGUUUGCCUUUGUGGGCCUCGCUGUCACCUCCGCCACGCUCGUGGUCUUCGGCCCCCCUGCCAUACCCGACCCCGUGCUGCUGCUCUCCAAGAUCCCCGGGCUGCUCCCCUCGCUGCUCGCCUGCACUGGCCUGUGCCUCGCCACACUCACCACCAACAUCGCCGCAAACGUCGUUGCACCUGCGAACGCGCUGGUGAAUCUGGCGCCGCGGCGGGUCUCCUUUGCUGCAGGAGCCACGGUUACAGCCCUUGCGGGGCUGCUGCUGGCGCCAUGGAGGCUGGUUCGGUCGCCGGCGGAUGGUGGUGGUGGUGGAGGCGGGGCGUUUUUUGCUUGGCUUGUCGCGUACUCGGCUUUGCUUGGUCCCAUUGCAGGGGUUCUUGUCGCAGAUUAUUUCUUGCUCAGGAAGACGGAGCUAGACGUGGAUGGGCUUUAUUCUUUGGACCCGUCUGGGCCUUAUUGGUAUGCGGGCGGGUAUAAUCCGGCUGCAGUGCUUGCGUUGGUGGCAGGUGUGCUGCCUAAUCUUCCUGGGUUUCUUGCUGCUGUGGGAGUGAUUGCCUCAGCAGUGGUGCCUCCAUGGCUGCACACGGUGUAUUCAAACUCAUGGGUGAUUGGGUUUAUGGUAGCUGGAGCAACACCUCUCGCGCCGAUCGGACGACCAGUAGCAGCGUCAGACGAGCCGUCUCGGAACACCGGUAGUAGGCGAUGCUCGCACCAAUCCUUUCCACAUUAUCCCCGCUCCCGCCCAGAUUAUGUUGACGCAGCAGCGACCCUGGCUGCACGCACUUCUUCACAGCUGAAUCAUUCCAACCAAUUGCCGACUUUAGUAGACCGUGUUUCGCGCAAUCCUCUCGUCGCUCGCUUCCACCGUUCACGAUGCCGUUGCUCCGCCGCGUCUCACGCGGCCGAUGGCGGACGGGACACCGCCGCAGCCGGCGGCGUUUCCCUGGGCUCUCCCGAGCUAUUAGAAGCUACGUUCGAAGGCCCCACAGGAGGGAUGCAAUUGAUUACAGCCACGUCGGUAGCAGACAACUUCGACGUCGCUGCCACGUCAGUCACCGCCGCCGCCGCCGCCGCCGCCGCCUCCGCUGCUGCUGCUGCUGCCGUUCCACUACGAGCAGCUGAGGAUGCAGCUGUUUCAUCGAGCGCGCGAAGCUUCGAACUGGAUGGGCUGAUGCACGACGAGAGAUUACGAGGAUCUGACCUGGAUCCGAGAGGAGAAGAAGCUAUUACUGCCAAGCUACAUGAAUCGAACCUGGCUACGACGACAGAGGCGGGUUUAUACGAGGCGGAGAAGGUUGAAUUUGGGCGGAAGGACGCUCGGUGGAGUGAGGAGGUGUGGGAGCAAGCGCGGAGUGUGGUGAGCUUCGCGGGGCCUGCUAUGGGGAUAUGGCUGUCGCACCCGAUUAUGUCUUUAAUCGACACGGCUGUGGUGGGACAAGGCUGCUCCACUGAACUAGCUGCGCUGGGGCCGGGCACGGUGAUGUGCGACCAGGUGGCGUUCCUCUUCAUGUUCCUCUCCAUCGCCACCGCCAACCUCAUUGCCACUGCCAUGGCGCAGCAGGACACAGAGCUGGCAUCGCGGCAUCUAUCACAGCUGCUGUUCGUGGCGCUCGUGUGUGGGCUGCUCAUGACCGCCAUCUCCCUCAAAUUCGUACCACAAGCCAUUGCCGGAUUUGUGGGCAACAACACUUCCAUCAUCCCAGCAGCGUGUGUCUACGCCAAGAUCCGAGCGUAUGCAUGGCCGGCUGUUCUUGUCACGUCUGUGGCUCAGAGCGCGAGUCUCGGGCUGCAGGAUGUGUGGGGUCCGCUGCGCUGUCUGGCAAUAGCGAGUGCAGUGAACCUGGGGGGAGACCUGCUGCUGUGCCCGCUGCUGGGAUACGGCAUUGCAGGGGCUGCCUGGGCCACUAUGGCCUCUCAGUAUGUGGGAGCUCUUCUCAUGCUGCACUCGCUGCACCGGGCGGGUCGCAUCCGCCUUGCCAUCUCGCCUCCUCCGCUCCCCGCACUGCUCACAUUCCUCUCCCUCACCGGCCCCAUUUUCGUCACCCUUGCUGCUAAGGUCGGCUUCUACACUGUGCUCACCUUCCAGGCUACAUCGCUCGGCACCAUUCCUCUUGCAGCACAUCAGGUGCUGGUUGGAGUGUUCGCCCUCUGUGCAGUGUGUGCAGAGCCUCUCUCUCAGACCGCCCAGUCCUUUCUUCCCAGCCUAUGCGUUGGUGUCAACAGGAACAUGCACAAGGCGCGGAGGCUGCUAAUGACGCUCACGCUCAUAGCAGCUCUGCUCGGCACCAUAGAGGUCACCGUCGCCCUCCUCGUCUCGCUUCGCAUGCCCACCCUCUUCACUGCCGACCCUGCUGUCGUCUCUCAGAUAGCGCGCAUAGCCCCGGCCCUGGCUGUCAGUCUGAUGCUCAACCCCAUCGUGCUCUCCUCUGAGGGAGCCCUGCUGGCGAGCAGGGACUUGGCAUACUUGGCGUCUACCAUGAGUGCUGCCUUGCUCAUAGGCGCACUGCUGCUCAAGGGGGCGCAGCACUGGGGGUUUGGUCUUGCUGGCAACUGGUGGAUCCUUGUUCUCUUCAAUGUG